Molecule: messenger RNA, 270 nt
Organism: Prunus armeniaca (apricot)
Lineage: Eukaryota; Viridiplantae; Streptophyta; Magnoliopsida; Rosales; Rosaceae
Source: the annotation of a GenBank genome assembly
AUGGGCUGUAGGUGGCAGCAAGAGUGGGCUAGGAAGGUUGGAAGAUCUACCUCUAUUGUUCCCACUAAGACAAUUGUGGAUUCGUCAAUAAAGAAUGGAAGAAGUCUAGCCUCGGUCCCUCAAGAAGAUGCCAUUUUACCGUUCCUUGAUCAAUGGGAUGCUUCCUUAUCUUUAGCGGAGCCUUCUACUUGCCUUUCUAUUUCCUCCCCCAUGGCAGGAGCAUUGCAAGAUCCUGGAACCGAGGCCCUACUUCAGUCCUACAAAGAUUGA